This is a messenger RNA of Diabrotica balteata, 1683 nucleotides long. The record is from the annotation of a GenBank genome assembly. NCBI's taxonomy places the organism in Eukaryota, Metazoa, Arthropoda, Insecta, Coleoptera, Chrysomelidae.
CAACUUCUUACAUUCUAUCACUUACGUGAUAGACAAAAUACAAUAGAUAAGUUUUCAGAUAAAUGUAUUAAACUCGCCAGCUACACGCGAAGUGUAAAAGUUCAAUCCGCUCAAAUAUUUUAUUUAUGGAUUUCUCUUUGUGGUAAAUUAGAGAAUUGCAUUUGAAAAUGGAGACGACCGCGUUAAAACACAACAAGAGUACAGAAAUCGAUAAAGGUCCUGCAUUUGGUAUAAGACAUGUACAAGUCGUAUUUCUGUUUUGUUUGGCCAUUAUAGUGUAUGGAACAAGAUUUGGUUUCUCAGUGUCCUUGGUAGCAAUGACUCAACAAAAUUCUCCAAAUCCUGAUGUACCUGUUUAUAAUUGGACCAACAAAAACAUCCUUCUCUCCACCUUUUUCUGGGGAUACGUCGUCCCUCAACUACCCACCGGUAUAUUAAGCACAAAAUUUGGCUCAAAGUACAUUCUACUAACUGCUAUGUUCAUGAACUCUUUUGCAAGUAUUUUAAUACCAACAAUGGCAAGUAAAAUUGGUAUAGAAGGAGUAGCAGUUUGUAGGGUAAUACAAGGACUGUCCCAAGGAGUGAUAGUGCCAUCAGUGCAUGGCUUGCUUGGAUGUUGGGCGCCAACUAAUGAGCGAACUAGAAUGUAUGGAACAGUUGUAGCAGGCUAUACUAUUGGUAUUAUCACUGGCCUGACUAGCACAGGUUUUAUGUGCGCUUCAUGGACUGGAUGGCCAUUAAGUUUCUAUGUAUUGCCGUCUUUUGGACUAGCCUGGGUGGUGCUUUAUUAUUUCUUCGGUGCUGCCAAACCUGCUUUGCACAGUAUGAUUACUCCAGCCGAAAGAAACUAUAUUGAACAAUCUCUUAACACUCAAAAUAUGGGGAACAUCCGUAUACCGUUCAAAUCAAUUCUCACAUCUGUACCUUUUCUUUCAACCAUCACCAUGGCACUGUGCAGCGGCUGGGGCUUCUGCAUAUUUACUACUGAACUGCCGAUCUACAUGAAUAAAGUGAUGCGCUUUGAUAUUAGAUCGAAUGGAAUAUUGUCAUCCCUUCCACACAUUUGUACACUAUUAACGGGGACUUUGGCUGCUUUCUUUGCAGAUUAUCUGAUUUCGAGAAACUAUUUGUCUGUAGGAGCAACUAGGAAAAUAAUGUCAUCAAUAGGAUCCCUUGGCUGCUCCGUCCUACUUUUAAUCGUUGCCUACAUGCCAACUAGCUAUAGAGCACUAGUUGUUGUUAUAAUAACAGUAGCUGCUUCAGUUCGUAGUUUAAAUACCGCUGGAUUUAACGUAAAUCACUUGGACUUGGCACCAAACUUCGGCUCAACUCUUAUGGGAAUGACCAAUACAGGAUCAGAAAUGUUCUCGCUGAUUACUCCGAUAGCCAUUCAGUAUAUCGUUUAUAACGAGGAAGAUCAAUAUUUAUGGAGAAUUGUGUUCCUAACAGCUGUUGGAUUUUACAUAUUCUCCACCAUCAUCUUCGUUACGUUUGGUUCAGGUGAACGCCAACGGUGGAAUUAUGUGCAAAAAAUAGAUCAAGAAGAAGACAGCAGAUAUUACGUUGAAACCGGAGAUCUCCAAAAGAUAUGAUACUUUAGUGUGUAGUUGAUUUAUUUAUUUGUUUGUCUGUACAAAUAUUUUUAUGGAAUAUUUGAUUAAAUAUAACUUUUUUAGUAACUGG